CAGUGGUAGCCCAGUGCCUGCUGUGAGAGCCUCAGUCAACACCGGGAAGCUCACAGAGUUGGAUGUUCCGCGCUACACUUCUCAGCACUUCGCCACACUGACUACCACUCUGCUCUCACUGACUCUUGCCACACUAUUUGCGAGAACAUAUUAAACUCUUACUGGUUUUCUUGCAUUACGCAAGGUUAAUUUCCCACACUGACUUUAUCUAUGAGCUGAUUUACAUAUAAGUUAGUACUCUGAAAGAUUUACAGUACAACUUCUGUCUAUGACACAAUAGUUCUGAAGAAAGAGGGCAAACUAUAAUAGGAAGAACGUAAUCUACUAUAAGUGAAGCAGUAUCAGUGGUGGAGCAGCAUCGGUGAUAACGAGUGAUCUACUGCACACUACUGGGCGACGGGGUCAAGUUGUCUGCGACACACUCACACACACACAUACACAUAUACUCUCAUACACUCUCUCACAUUCACACUCAUAUUCACAAACACAUCAUGGCCAACAAGUUUCUGGAGGCGUUGCAAUCUAAACUCCGGCUGAGAAACGUCAUAAUCCGAGAGUUUCUCGCAGAGUUCCUGGGCACCUUCAUCUUGAUCGUUUUCGGGAACGCUGCGGUAGCACAGGCUGUGCUCACCAACAAUGUCAAGGGUAGCUUCUUCGCCAUCAACUGGGGAUACGGCUUGGCAGUGACCCUGGCUGUGCUGGUGAGCGGCGGGGUCAGCGGAGGUCACGUUAACCCAGCGGUGACCCUAGCCAUGGCCGUGUGGGGUAAACACCCCUGGAGUAAAGUACCUGUUUACAUGGUCCCAGUCUUGGGCCGCAGCUCCCUUGUGAUUCGCUGUCUACUGAAAGCCUUUUGUUUUCCACUGUUCGGGUUAUUGGGAUGCUCUUUACAUCAAAUUUUAACAGUGUUCUGCUUCUUCAACGCCCUGGACGCAUUUGAACCGCAUCGCAGCUUGGCUACCGCUGGGAUCUGGGCCACCUACCCCGGUUCCAUGACCAACAUCAACGGCACUCUUGUCACCGACUUUCUGUCCAACGGCAACGGCUUCGGUGAUCAGGUUCUCGGCACAAUGUUGCUGCUGAUCUGCGUGUGUGCCAUCACCGACCCCAGGAACAUGGAGGUGCCAAAGUAUAUGGUGCCUCUCCUAGUCGGCUUCGUUGUCCUUAACAUCGGUAUCUGCUUUGGCUUCAACAGCGGCUACGCUAUCAACCCCGCCAGGGACCUGGCACCAAGACUCUUCACUAUCCUUGCUGGCUGGGGAGAGACUCCCUUCACGGCAGCAACUAGCGAGGGUUUGGCGUGGUGGUGGGUGCCUGUGGUAGCCCCACACAUCGGUGCUGUCCUGGGAGUGAUGGUCUAUCUCUUCCUAGUCGAGCUUCAUCAUCCAGAGUCCCAGGAAUUCGCUCUGCCACAGGUGUUGUCGCACGAGUCUGUAGCAAGUUCACGAGUGUGGGUAAGUGAUCCCCAGAGUCUAGCAUGGGUGCCCACCAAACCUGAGAUGUGAGUGCCUCCCCGCCCUAGCAGCAGUCACCGCGGGGUGUUCUUCAGGCCACGAGUAAGUAAUGAGGUGACGAGUCUUCAGACCUACUAGCAGACUGCUGCAGACCUCACAUCAGCGCUAUAAACGCCUCUCUAGCUUCUACACCAAAAUUAAUAACAUGAAGAUCGUGACGGCAAGCGUCGUCUUCAAGAACACCAGUAGCUUCGUCACAACCAGAGGCAGACAACAGAUGAAAAAUAAACUUGUUGCAAGAGUGAUAUAUCAACUUAAAACUUAUGAAGAGACUGAAACACUUCACACACUUCCUGAAAAAAAAUUCAACAUUCGCAACAUAUGACCUACUACAUUAAUAUCAACAAUGAAAUUAGGCAAUAACUCUCACGUUUAUCCACGGAUAUCCCAGCAUCCAAAGUUUACAGUGUUGUACAAUUGCUGUCUUAUUUCACACUGAAUAAUACUGAAAUACCACUUAUCAUUUUGUACACUUUAAAUUUACCGUUUAUAAAUUAUGUUGCGAUUAAAAUUCAAUAAUGCUAUUUAUAAUGAACUGUUUUGGUAAUUUGUUACUGGUAAUAACACUCCAUGCUUUAGUUAUAAUUAACCUAAUUUCAAAUUAGGUAUUAAUAUAUAUAUAUUUUUUUUAAAGGAAAAAAUAUGUCUAUUCAUCUUCUUUUUACAAUGCAAUAUAUUCUAAACCUAUAAAAACUAACAAAGAUUUUUACAUAUAUUUCAAUGAAAAAAAUCCAUUUCAGCGAUUAUUUUCAUGAAUAUAUAGUAUAUUGUAUAUUAAUUUAUAUAAGAGACCUUUUAAUCCUUUUUCAUAUAUAGCGAGAAUUCUUCGGUUACACAACUAUUUACUGUAAUUUUAUU
Messenger RNA from Cherax quadricarinatus, 2372 nucleotides. The record is from RefSeq and is a predicted model, not a curated record. Lineage: Eukaryota; Metazoa; Arthropoda; Malacostraca; Decapoda; Parastacidae.